Hibiscus syriacus is the source of this 1352-nucleotide messenger RNA. Its product is annotated as glycerophosphodiester phosphodiesterase GDPD2-like. The coding region runs from base 220 to 1170 and encodes 316 amino acids. The transcript is spliced from 8 exons. Lineage: Eukaryota; Viridiplantae; Streptophyta; Magnoliopsida; Malvales; Malvaceae. The record is from RefSeq and is a predicted model, not a curated record. Gene Ontology annotation, molecular function: phosphoric diester hydrolase activity. Gene Ontology annotation, biological process: glycerophospholipid catabolic process.
CCUUCAUCUUCCUCCUCGCUGUUCUUUAACCCUAUUUAUUACAAACAAUGGCUCUUAAAGCCGUCAAUGUCUCCGAUGUCCCUAAUCUCGACCAAGUCCCGGAAAACAGCGCCUCUCUCUAUUCAUCCCGUUUCAAUUCUGACGGGAUGGAGAUGAACAUGGAAAGCGACGUCUUUUACGGCACCGAAGUUUCUGGUGAUAGGGCAUAGGGGACAUGGGAUGAAUAUUAUGCAAAGCUCUGAUUCGAGGAUGGAAGCCAUUAAAGAAAACACCAUUCUCUCCUUUAACUCUGCUGCUAAAUUUCCCAUUGAUUUCAUCGAGUUCGACGUUCAGGUGACGAAAGAUGACUGCCCUGUCAUUUUCCACGACGACUUCCUUUUCUCUCAAGAAAAUGGAACUGUGUAUGAAAAGAGGAUCACAGACAUGAGUUUGGAAGAAUUUCUUUGCUUUGGACCCCAGAGGGAGGCAGGGAAACAGGGGAAAAGCUUGUUGAGGAAAUCAAGAGAUGGGAAAAUCCUUAACUGGAAUGUUCAAACUGAUGAUUCAUUCUGUACACUUGCUGAAGCUUUCCGGAAAGUUGAUUCUUCGUUAGGGUUUAACAUUGAGUUGAAAUUUGAUGACAAUAUUGUUUACCACCAUGACCGUCUCACCCGUGUUCUUCAAGUCAUUCUGCAGGUGGUAUCUGAAUAUGCUAAAGACAGGCCUAUAAUCUUCUCUAGCUUUCACCCUGAUGCUGCUCAGCUUGUUAGGAAAUUGCAGAACACGUAUCCUGUUUUCUUCUUGACAAAUGGUGGGACACAAGUUUACUAUGAUGUCAGAAGAAAUUCACUGGAGGAGGCCAUAAAGGUCUGUUUAGAAGGUGGUUUACAAGGGAUUGUUUCUGAGAUCAAAGGAGUGUUCAGAAAUCCAGGAGCAGUCCCCAAGAUCAAAGAGGCUAACCUCUCCCUCCUCACGUAUGGAAAACUCAACAAUGUGCCGGAGGCUGUUUGCAUGCAACAUUUAAUGGGGAUCGAUGGGGUGAUAGUUGAUUUUGUUCAAGAGAUAUCGCACGCUGUUGACGACAUGAUAGUUAAGCCAUUAAACGAGAGUUUUAAAGGAGGGAAUGAGGAGCAGAACAAGGGGAAGUCGAAGGUGCAGUUCUCACAGCAGGAGCUCUGUCGUUUCUUUUAAAGCUGAUUCCAGAGUUGAUACAGCACUGAAUUUAACACGACAUAGUUUUGUUGUCAUGCCACCCUUUUUACCCUUAUUUUGGGAUGUGGCGGGGGAUUAAUAUUUUUAUGUAAACAUAGCAUUUGGUAUUAUGAUUAUUGUGAUGACUUGAAGAACUUUAUAUUAUAUCAUGUAUUAUAGAA